AUGCAUCGAGCAGCGAUACGGGCGCUCCGUGCAACCCACCGAAGUACGGCGCGAGGGCUGUCUCAUGGUCGCAGUGCCGGACGCAACCAGCGGUGUCUGUCGCAGUCCAGUCCCAGUUCCCAACCUCAGUCUUCCCCGACAUCACCUUACUCCGCCCAGGAAAUCCAUUCCGAACUGCCUCAACCUCCCCUCCAGUCCUCCAUGUAUUUCCGACGCGUCUCCGUCGCCCUGGUCUCGGGGUUGGUCGGUUAUGGCGCCUGGUACAGCUACAACGGCACCUCCGCCGAUCACGGCCAGCCAUUGUCACGGGGUUUCACGACGACCAGCACAAUAGACCACUCUGCGGAGCCCACGCGCCACGUCUUGGUCAUCGGCGCCGACGAGCUACACAAGGCGACGGUCGUCGGUGACGGACCAAUCUCCAAGAUGACAAACCACGAUGGCAGGAGAGUUCUCGAGAUAAUAAAUCCAGAACAGGCUACCGAGGUGUUGCGCAAGUCCGAGGAAUCGUACCUGGUCAACCGCGGUCAGGGAGUCGUGCGGUAUGAUUUGGUCCAGCUGCCGAGUAACAACCCCAUCGAGGAUGAUCACGACGAGAAGAUUGUUGAGGUGCCGAGCCGCAUGGAAGGCGCGUCGAAUGCGGAAAGCAGUGACUGGAUGUUUUGGGGCGUGUUCGACGGUCAUGCUGGAUGGACCACCUCUGCCAAGCUUCGUCAGACCCUGAUCAGCGUCGUGGCCAACCAACUCAACGAAACCUACAAGGCAGCCCCUGGCAUGUCUCCCGCAGCUGAGGCCAUCGACAAGGCCAUCAAGGCCGGCUUCACCAAGCUCGACGACGAGAUUGUACAUCAGAGCGUCGAGAAGGUCCUGAAAUCCGGCUCCAAGACACUGGCCGCAGAGCUGCUCCAGCCGGCCCUGUCGGGCUCAUGCGCUCUUCUCUCCUUCUACGACAGCCGAUCCAAGCUCCUCCGCGUGGCAUGCACCGGCGACUCGCGUGCUGUGCUCGGCCGCCGAUCCGAGUCCGGCAAGUGGACCGCCACCGCUCUCUCCGUGGACCAGACCGGAAGCAAUCCGGACGAAGUCGCGCGGAUGCGGAAGCGCCAUCCCGGUGAGGACGAGGUCAUCAAACACGGCCGCGUCCUCGGCGGCCUGGAACCCACGCGUGCCUUCGGCGACGCCACCUAUAAAUGGAGCCGCGACAUCUCGACCCGUCUGCGCAACGCCUUCUUCGGGCGGACCCCGUCUCCCCGCCUGAAGACCCCUCCCUACGUCACGGCCGAACCUGUCGUGACAACUACCAAGAUCGAGCCGGAAAACGGCGACUUCCUCGUCAUGGCCAGCGACGGCCUCUGGGAGAUGCUGACGAACGAGGAGGUCGUCGGCCUCGUCGGCAAGUGGAUAGAGACCCAUGGAAUCAGCGGCAGCGGUUCGGGCAGCUCCGGCCCGUCGAACAUGGAGUCGGUCUGGGCCAAGAUCUUCGGCUCGUCGAAGCAGGCGCAGCUUCCGAUCGAGCAGGGCGGCGACAACGCUGCCGAUGGGCAGAAGACGCCCAUUCGGGUGCAGCAGUGGGGCCUCUCACCCGACGCCUCCGGCAGGUUCGUCGUCAAGGACGAGAACGUAGCUACGCAUCUCGUGCGGAACGCUCUCGGCGGCAAGAAUGAGGAGCAGGUCUGCUCCCUCCUAACGCUUCCCGCUCCGUUUUCCCGCAGAUAUCGGGACGACCUGACAGUUCAGGUCAUCUUCUUCGGCAAUAGCAUCAAGACGGGCAACGGCGAGGUGGUCCCCAAUGUGGAGGCCAUGGCUCCUCUGUCUCAGCCCGCCAAAGCUAAGCUCUAA
Molecule: messenger RNA, 1836 nt
Organism: Sodiomyces alkalinus F11
Lineage: Eukaryota; Fungi; Ascomycota; Sordariomycetes; Glomerellales; Plectosphaerellaceae
Product: phosphatase
Exons: 4
Coding region: 1-1836 (611 amino acids)
Biological process (GO): protein dephosphorylation
Molecular function (GO): protein serine/threonine phosphatase activity
Source: RefSeq, a predicted model, not a curated record